Messenger RNA from Lates calcarifer (barramundi perch), 714 nucleotides. It is a transcript of the gene tmem238a, whose product is annotated as transmembrane protein 238a. NCBI's taxonomy places the organism in Eukaryota, Metazoa, Chordata, Actinopteri, Centropomidae. The record is from RefSeq and is a predicted model, not a curated record.
GGCAGGAGACGUCGACGAAGGUAAACGCGGAAGUGAAGAAAGACUCCGGUAGAGACCUGAGAAAAAAAACGUUAAAUCAGAGAUUUACAAGCUGCGGAACGAACAACAGUAACAGUUUCACCAUGGGACUGUGUGACGGCCUGUCCCACUGUAAACUGGCUCUGGCCUUCGCCGUGCUGAUGGAUUUACUGGGUGGAGCCGCUCUGCUGAUUGGAGUCUUCGCCCGCCUGGAAAUCAAAGGACAGGACUUUGGAGACUUACUGGUCUAUACUGGAGCCCUGUUUGUGCUGAUGUCUCUGGCCGGAUGGGUGCUGUGGUACAGUGGGAACAUCGAGGGCCUGACAUCCAAGAAGGAGCUGGGACACAUCAGCAGCGCCGUCGACCGACUCGCUCGCAACCUCAGCCGCAAGAUCCGCACCUACAGGAGCCACCACUGAGCCCCGAGGAGGACGUCAUGAAUACCUUUCAUUUCAUUUCCUUUCACCUGUGUUUGUCAGUAUUAACAUGAGGAACAGACACUGAAUCAAACUGUGCUACAAAAAAACUCGAGUGUUACAAGCAAGUCAGAAACAUUUCAGCUGUAGAUGUGUUGUUCUGUUACAGUUAAUGUUUUAUUACGGGUAUUAUUCUUAUUUUUUUUAGUGUUUGAAUGUGACUCGUUGAAUACAGCAGUGGUGCCUUAAUGGAUUUCAAUAAAAACCUUUUUAUACGUCA